CCAAAGAAGGAGAGGAACCUAAAUAUGCUUUCCCAAUUUGUAAUGGAGCAUCCUUACAUUUGUUACUAUAUUUGUCUCUUGUUGGUGUUUUUAUCAUGUCAAAAAGCGUGGGCGCUUUGGUGGAAAAGUAACAAGUACUCCACUGUCGGCAUUCCUCCAGGAAAUCGAGGAUUACCGUUUGUAGGAGAGACACUGCAGUUCAUGGCUGCUAUCAACAGCAGCAAAGGUGUCUAUGAAUUUGUCCGUGUUCGCCGUCUCCGAUAUGGAAAUUGCUUCAAGACCAAGUUGUUUGGGGAAACGCACGUUUUUAUUUCUAGUACGGAGUCGGCAAAAGCGGUUCUAAACAACGAGGGAGUGAAAUUCUCAAAGAGGUACAUAAAGUCAAUCGCGGAGCUCGUGGGACCCGAUAGUUUGCUGUGUGCUGCUGAGCAGCAUCACAAACUCAUUCGGGGGUGUCUCUUCAGUUUGUUCUCAAACGAUUCUUUGUCCUCCUCCGUUAAACUGUUUGAUGCACUCGUUCUUGAAGCUAUGAGUAGCUGGACAUGUGGAUCCGUUGUGGUCAUACAAGAUGAAGCACUCAAGCUAGCUUGUAAGGCGAUGUGCAAGAUGCUAAUAAACACUGAGAGUGGCAAUGAGUUAGUUAUUAUGCAAAAGGAGGUUGCUCGUGUGUGUGAAGCAAUGCUUGCAUUCCCCCUGAGGUUACCUUGGACCAGAUUCUACAAAGGCCUUGAGGCUCGAAAAAGAAUUAUGGAUAUAUUGGAUAAGGAUAUCAGUGCAAGACGAAGUGGAAUUACAAUUCGCCAUGUAGAUUUUCUUCAACAACUUUUAGCAGAACAUGAUAAUAAAUUAAACGAGGAUGAAGUCACAAGGCUAACAGAUAGAGAGAUCAAAGAUAAUAUCUUAACUAUGAUGAUUGCAGGACAGGACACAAUAGCAAAUGCAAUGACAUGGAUGAUCAAAUUUGUGAAUGAGAAUCAGGAGGUUCUUAACAUGCUUAAGAAGGAGCAACUUCGGGUCGAGAAAAAAGGAACAAUAAGUGCGUAUCUUACACUAGAAGCUCUUAAUGAGAUGCCAUAUGCUUCUAAGGUCGUAAAAGAAGCGUUAAGAAUGGCAUCCGUAGUACAGUGGUUGCCAAGAGUAGCACUCGUAGACUGUGAGAUUGAAGGAUUUAAAAUCAAGAAAGGGUGGAACAUUAAUAUCGAUGCUAGAUCGAUACAUCUUGAUCCAACUGUGUACAAUGAUCCGGAUGUGUUCAAUCCUUCAAGAUUUCCUGCAGAGUCAAAACCAUACAGCUUCUUAGCUUUUGGGGUGGGAGGAAGGACGUGCCUUGGGAAGAACAUGGCUAAAGCCAUGAUGCUGGUGUUUCUCCACCGUCUCAUCACCAGAUACAAGUGGGAGGUGAUUGAUUCAGACUCGAGUAUUCAGAAAUGGGCGCUUUUUACAAAACUUAAGAGUGGGUGUCCGGUACGUUUGAUAUCUAUGAAGGAGGACACAAAGAAAACUAUGUGAUAGAAUAACGAUUUACAAUUGGAAGCAAUUCAAAUGUAAUAAUGUUGCAAUCUAUUGUAAAAGAUAUUUCACUUGUAUAAAUGCAUAUU
Messenger RNA from Gastrolobium bilobum, 1598 nucleotides. Its product is annotated as abscisic acid 8'-hydroxylase 4. Gene Ontology annotation, molecular function: oxidoreductase activity, acting on paired donors, with incorporation or reduction of molecular oxygen; heme binding; iron ion binding. The record is from RefSeq and is a predicted model, not a curated record. Gene Ontology annotation, biological process: multicellular organism development; sterol metabolic process; brassinosteroid homeostasis. Bases 25 to 1509 code for a protein of 494 amino acids. NCBI's taxonomy places the organism in Eukaryota, Viridiplantae, Streptophyta, Magnoliopsida, Fabales, Fabaceae. The transcript is spliced from 10 exons.